Molecule: messenger RNA, 1716 nt
Organism: Physeter macrocephalus (sperm whale)
Lineage: Eukaryota; Metazoa; Chordata; Mammalia; Artiodactyla; Physeteridae
Gene: PHF10
Product: PHD finger protein 10
Exons: 12
Coding region: 267-1622 (451 amino acids)
Cellular component (GO): npBAF complex
Source: RefSeq, a predicted model, not a curated record
AAUAUUUGAGGUCUUCCUAAAAAAUAGAAAUGUGUACAAGUUGAAAAACAAGCCAGCCAGUUAAUGAAGUUGGUUUGAGAACAAAUAACCGUUCUGUUAUUUUCAGGCCGACUUUUUUGUUUUCAAGUUUUGUAGUUUGUACUGUUUUAAGGAAGUAAAACGGACUUAGUGUUUUAAAGUCAGAGAUGAGUGGAGAGGAAUCGAGAUGAACGGAUGAUAAUGAAGAUAAUUCAAAUGAUGGGACCCAACCAUCCAAAAGGAGGCGAAUGGGCUCAGGAGAUAGCUCUAGGAGCUGUGACACUUCCAGUCAGGAUCUUGGCUUUAGCUACUAUCCAGCAGAAAAUUUGAUAGAGUACAAAUGGCCACCUGAUGAAACAGGAGAAUACUAUAUGCUUCAAGAACAAGUCAGUGAAUAUUUGGGUGUGACCUCCUUCAAACGGAAAUAUCCAGAUUUAGAGCGACGAGAUUUGUCUCAUAAGGAGAAACUGUACCUGAGAGAGCUAAAUGUCAUUACAGAAACACAGUGCACUCUAGGCUUAACAGCAUUGCGCAGUGAUGAAGUAAUUGAUUUAAUGAUAAAAGAAUAUCCAGCCAAACAUGCUGAAUAUUCUGUCAUUCUUCAAGAAAAAGAACGCCAGCGAAUUACAGAUCACUAUAAAGAAUAUUCUCAACUGCAACAACAGAAUACUCAGAAAGUUGAAGCCAGCAAAGUGCCUGAGUACAUUAAGAAAGCUGCCAAAAAAGCAGCUGAAUUUAACAGCAACUUAAACCGGGAACGUAUGGAAGAAAGAAGAGCUUAUUUUGACUUACAGACACAUGUUAUCCAGGUGCCUCAAGGGAAGUACAAAGUGUUGCCGACAGAGAGAACUAAGGUCAGUUCUUACCCGGUGGCCCUCAUCCCUGGACAGUUCCAGGAAUAUUACAAAAGGUACUCGCCAGAUGAACUGCGGUAUUUGCCAUUAAACACAGCGCUUUAUGAGCCCCCCCUGGAUCCUGAGCUCCCUGCUCUCGAUAGCGAUGGUGAUUCAGAUGAUGCCGAAGAUGGUCGAGGUGAUGAGAAACGGAAAAAUAAAGGCACUUCGGACAGCUCCUCUGGCAACGUGUCUGAGGGGGAAGGCCUUCCCGAAGGCCAGGAGGAGCCUCUGCAGGGAAGACAGAGGUCCAGGGACAAGGCUGCUCCUCCACGGAAAGAUGCUUCCAAACGUUCUGUACUGUCCAAGUCAGUUCCUGGGUACAAGCCAAAGGUCAUUCCAAAUGCUCUAUGUGGAAUUUGUCUGAAGGGUAAGGAGUCCAACAAGAAAGGGAAGGCUGAAUCACUUAUACACUGCUCCCAGUGUGAUAACAGUGGCCAUCCUUCUUGCCUGGAUAUGACCAUGGAGCUUGUUUCUAUGAUUAAGACCUACCCAUGGCAGUGUAUGGAGUGUAAGACUUGCAUUAUAUGUGGACAACCCCACCAUGAAGAAGAAAUGAUGUUCUGUGAUGUGUGUGACAGAGGUUAUCAUACUUUUUGUGUGGGCCUUGGUGCUAUUCCAUCAGGUCGCUGGAUUUGUGACUGUUGUCAGCAAGCCCCCUCAACACCCAGGAAAGUGGGCAGAAGGGGGAAAAACAGCAAGGAGGGAUAGUUUUUGACCCCAAUACUGUAAUGCGCAUUUAAAUGAAGUAUUUGGUGCCAAUUUACAACAUUCUCAUUUUUAUGCCAAUAAAAGAUUUCUGAAA